AUGCUGUGCCGUCAAGCGAAUAAGAAUUUGUGUGAUUUCAAGGAACGACUUCUCCGUAACGAACUUCCGCCGCACGUCGCCAUGCAAGUCAAAGCCGGAAUCACGUCCAAGCAGAUGCACAGCCAAUUCCGAAACAUCUACAUUCAGCGGCACGAGAACGUCAGCAUUCUCUUUGCGGACAUCGUCGGCUUCACGGACCUGGCAUCGCAAUGCACCGCCCAGGAUUUGGUGCGGAUCCUCAACGAGCUGUUCGGAAGAUUCGAUCAGAUUGCCCUCGUGAGUAUUGUUUAG
Molecule: messenger RNA, 291 nt
Organism: Soboliphyme baturini
Lineage: Eukaryota; Metazoa; Nematoda; Enoplea; Dioctophymatida; Soboliphymatidae
Source: the annotation of a GenBank genome assembly